Polyodon spathula (Mississippi paddlefish) is the source of this 2918-nucleotide messenger RNA. Its product is annotated as ligand of Numb protein X 2-like. Bases 306 to 2342 code for a protein of 678 amino acids. The transcript has 10 exons. The record is from RefSeq and is a predicted model, not a curated record. Gene Ontology annotation, molecular function: protein binding; ubiquitin-protein transferase activity. Lineage: Eukaryota; Metazoa; Chordata; Actinopteri; Acipenseriformes; Polyodontidae.
UUAAACAAUUUUCAUACAUGCAAAUUGUAGGAGGGAUCUGUUUAAUUUAACGAUUACCUGAGUGGACUUCCUGAAACGUCAGUUCCUAUUUCUGUGGUCUGAAACUGGGAAAAAUGAACAUACGGUAACACCUGAAACUCGGCGCAUAGAUACACAGAAACGCACAAUGAGCCCUUUCUGUUGUCCUUUUUGUUAACUUUACUACAAACCCCGGGAUGCUGAGGCACCCAAGAAUCCUGCUUAACAAAGAAGAAUUUCCAGUGUUUCGCUGAAAGAGAGAAGCUGGACUAACUCUAUUGGCCACCAUGACAGAGCACAGGAGCCAGGCCCUGAAGACUCUCAGCCAGCUCUGUGCGGAGUGUGGCCAGAGUCACGUGGCAUCUGAGAACCACCUGUAUGACUACCAGGACGAGGUGGAUGACGAGCUGUCCUGCCUCAUCUGCCUGCAGCCCUUGCUGUGCCCCACGGACACUCCAUGUGGGCACACGUACUGCUUCAAGUGCUUGGAGAAUUUUCUGAGGGAGCAGGACUUUUGCCCCGUGGACCGGCAGAAGCUCUACCUGCGGCAAUGCCGGCGGUCCAGCCUGCUGGUCAGGAACCUGCUGGACAAGCUGGCGGUGCUGUGCCCCUUUCAGAAGGACUGCGGGCAGAAGAUGCAGCGGUGUGAGCUGGAGCUUCACCUCCGGAACAGGUGCCCAGGCUUUAAGAAACUGCGAGACGAAGCAGAGAGGAGGAAGAGGCCCCACUGGACCGAGGUGAAGCCGGUCCGAGCCGGGGGGGAGCAGUCCGUGGAGGCUGUUCCACCACUGCCUGCCCCUCCCCUGGCUGCUGGGAGGGCCACCCCCGGGGCGUCCCAGGGCACCCGUCAGCCAGCACUGGUGAACCCAGCAUUCGAGGAGAGCGAGGACGACUCUCGCCAGCGGUCGAGCAUUGUGGCAGAAACGAAUGUGAUUGAGCUCCGUCGGGAUAACCCAGAGGAGAUGCUGGGGAUCCGGAUUGUGGGGGGGAAGGACACCCCUCUCGGGAACGUCGUGAUUCAGGAGAUCUUGAGAAACUCCCUGGCUGCCCGAGAUGGAAGACUGGCCCCUGGAGAUCACAUCCUGGAGGUGAAUGACAUCAACAUGGCCAACGUGCCUCACAGACAGGCUAUCGCAGUGCUAUGGCAGCCCUGCCCCGUGGUCUGGCUGACAGUGAUGCAGGAGAAGGGCUUUUCCCCCUGGAGCUCCCCGCCAGAGCAGACUCCCCCCCAGGGAAGAGUGAUCCAGGUGACUCUGAUCAAGAGGGACAGCUCGGAGCCGCUGGGGAUCAAGCUGGUCCGCAAACCUGCCGAGACCGGGGUCUUCAUCCUGGACCUGCUGCCAGGGGGCCUGGCCGCCAAGGAUGGCAAGCUUCGGGAUGACGACAAGGUGCUGGCCAUCAACGGGAACAAUCUGAGGCAUGGGACCCCUGAGACCGCUGCACAGAUCAUCCAGUCCAGCGAGACGAGGGUGAACUUCGUGGUGUUGAGGCAGGGAGAGGAGCCCGGGAGAGAGACCCCUGAGGAGGGAGGAUCGAGCAGCGAGGGGCCCAACCGAUCCCAGAGGAGACCCGAGCUGCAGCACUGCCGUCGCCGCACCACCUUCCAGAAGGACCUGCCGGCUGGUUUCUCCAGUCAGGAGAAGGUGGUGUCUUUGAAGAAGGAGCCCCGCAUGUCUCUGGGCAUCACGAUCGCAGGGGGGCGGGACAGCAGGAACAGGCUGCCUGUCCACAUCACCAGCGUGCAGCCUGUGGGCUGCCUGUACCGCGAUGGCAGGAUCAAAGCAGGGGACGUGCUGCUGAGCAUUAACGGGGUGGAUCUGACCCAGCUGACCUACGGAGAAGCGGUCUCGGCGCUGAAGACCCACGCUGCCCAGUCUGCAGUGCAGCUCCGGGUGCUGAAGACCUCGAAGGAUCAGCCAGGGGAUGAGCAGGAGGAGGCGAUGGAAGAGGAGCAGGGGGAGGCGGAGGCAGGCAGGGAGGAGGAUGGGAACUGGUCCCCGCUGUGGACCAUGUGGCUGGGGUUACCUAGCCAUCUCCACUGGUGCCGUGAAAUCGACCUGCAGAAGACCACCAAUGAGAGCUGGGGCUUCAGUAUCGUGGGCGGGUUUGAGGAAAGCCAGGGACACCAGCCCUUUUUUAUCAAGACCAUUGUUCCUGGAACGCCAGCUCACUUUGACGCACGGCUGAAGUGCGGCGAUGAGAUAGUAGCGGUGAAUGGAGCCACCACAGGAGGAAUGAACAACUCCUCUCUCAUCCCGAUGAUGAAGCUGCAGAAGAACAAAGUCUCUCUCACGGUGGUGUCCUGGCCAGGGAGCCUGGUCUAGCUACAAGGUCAUAUCUGAACUGUUGUGUUCCCAUCAAACCCUUCAAGUAAACCCCACCAGUGGAGAUCUGAUAACCAGUAAAGCACAGUGGAGUUGCUGUAGUCAUUUCUAUGUUUUUAGAGGGGAAUGCAUUGAAGCACCUGAAGUUUCUUAAUGGCAACCUUUGCAAAGUUUUAACCAACUACUGUACCUGCCAGUUUGCACAUCCUUCUAUCCCUACAUCAUCGUAAUGUUUCACUUGGUUUACAACACCAGUAGAUAUUCAGUAACAUUCAGUAGUGUUGAUUGAAGUGUGGGUGGAAACUCUUGCUUUCUGGUUGCCAGUUUUACAGAAAACAUUAAUACCAGCUGUCUGAUGUGGCUCUAGGCUUGCCAGUAUGCAAGUUUAACUGACUUUGCAAGUGUGUGGUAGUAACACUGGUACUGCACUUUAGUCUUGGUGUUACAGAGCGCUGUGCAGUGUUUAACAGAAAUGCAUUCCUUUACCUUUGCUGCAGCAAUCUAUUAUUUGUUUAUUUAGCAGAUUCCUUUAUCCAAGAUGACUGACAGAGACUAGGGUGUGUGAACUAUGCAUCA